AUGGCCGAGAGCUUCCGAGGAAUUGACAACAGUAUAGACGCGUGUAAUGGGGAAGAGAUUAACAUAAGCAUCUGGAACAUCAUACCUGUAAUUGUGAUACUUUUUCCAACAUCCACAGAAGGAUGUGAUACACAAGGAGAAAUUAAUGUUACUUUAAGUAACAUAACACUUAAAGAAAACAGAGACUAUCUCAUAGAAAAUGAGACCCUGCUAACAAAAGGAUUUAUCUAUAUUGCCAAUUACGACAUCAAUGCCAUAAAAGCGACAUGCAAAAUUCUAAACGGAAACACCAAGGAAACUCUAGAAGAGAUGGACGCUUUAUUCAUUAAGGACUGUGCUACAACGCAGAAGGACUCUCAAUUCUACUGCAUUCGUAACGGAAGUAACUUUGACGUGAUCUUAAAUAUAACAGCAAAAAUAGUGUUCAACAACACAAUAAUGAGUUUGGAGUUAAGAAUAAGAGACACCAAUUGCAUUAAACAUAGCAAUCUAAUUACUGUUCCGAAAAUUCGUAAAAGUUCAGAAAACAUCAGUACCACGCAAGCUACCACCCAAGCUACAGGUAGUAGUGAAUACAUCGAUUCGCCUUGGUGGAGUAUAUUUUUAACAACUGUCUUAGCGUUGCAAACAACUUUAAGGCCCUUCAGUGUCAUUGGUUAACGGCUCAACCUGUUGUUUAAGGAAGAUUUCCUGUUAAAUAUUUUGUUUCUUUUAAAUAUCACUUUGUAAUUGUUUUUAGGAUCAUAAAGCAAAAUAAGAUUUAAAUCUUUAAUGCUUGUAAUGUCUUCGAUUCAAGAGAUUAAGGAUGAGUACAAUGUCUUUGUCUAUGCAAAACCAGUAGGGUUCUGUAAAUAUUGAAAUAUUUAAUAAACAAUGAUAUUUUACAGUAUAUAUGCAGUGGAUAACACCUUGAAAUUUGAUAAUUUGUACAAUGAUAUACAUGAUUUUUAAAUAUUAAAAAUAUAAGCUGAAAUUAUAUAUAUUAGUUCAUACAUGUAAUUAAAUUUGCUGUACUUAUUUUGUUAGAUCAGUUAUUCUGGCAUUUGAACAAUUAAACUGUUUGAUGCAAUAUAUAAAUGUAAGUAAAAGUUUAACAGACAGAUAAAUUACAGAGCUAAAAAAAAUAUACCUCCUUUUUUUUUACCGUGAUUAUUGCAAAUUAUAAAAAUUGCAUUAGUAUGAAAUUACACAAACAAGUUCAAAACUUGUAGUAGGUCAAUGUUUGUCGGUCAUAUUAAUACAUUCCGUUCAAAAACAGAUACCUUUGAUUAUGGAGGUAGGCAUUGUAAGCUUAUCUUACCUUAGCUGAUAGUAAAAUGGUGGAGGCGGGCUAGACAAAUGUUGAAGAAGAUUCCCAAUGUGAUUGUCCUAAGACAGAUCUACUCGGUCACACUGAAUUUUUUUAUACAAUUUAAGGCUACAGAAUUAUCUUGUUUAAAUGCGUUUUGCAUAGUUAAAUGAUACAUGGAAGCCAGUGUUUAAUCUGGUGAUACAUUGUCUAUCGUAACAAAAGUAUUACAUUUUAAUAAAUAUGUUAUUGUUUUCUUACCUCUUCUUAGAUUUACAAUGCAUUUAUAUUUAGUAUACUUAUUAAAGUUUGUUAAUGGUAUAAAUGUA
Molecule: messenger RNA, 1617 nt
Organism: Biomphalaria glabrata
Lineage: Eukaryota; Metazoa; Mollusca; Gastropoda; Planorbidae
Exons: 7
Coding region: 1-660 (219 amino acids)
Source: RefSeq, a predicted model, not a curated record